AUGGGUGGGGACGAUAUCACUAAUGCUCGUGGUUGGUCAAGUCUUCGUGCUAGAGCUGAAGCAAUUCAGAAGAAACAGCGUGCAGGACACGUCGCACCACCUACAACUCCUUACACUCCCCGUACAAUAUCCAAGAGUUGCGAGCCAUCGUCUUCUAUGGAAGUUCCGGACUUCACACCCCUAAAUCGACGAUCUUUUCCUCUGAGGAACCCUGUAUUGUUGCCUCCGCCUGGUGCAUCUACGGCACCUUUCAGUAGUAUACCUGAUGACGUAGUGGAGGAGCCUCGACGGCACAAAGUCCCGUCAACAUUUGAAGAACCUUCUUUGACAAAUUCAGAAAUGAAUACUCUCAGUUAUCUGUCAUUUCUGACUGUCGAGACUUCUUCCCUACCCAAAGCUGGUCUCGGACGUUUCUUCUCUUACAUUCCCAGCUUUUUGAAAACUCCGGCUACUUCCACUCGCAAAGCACAUGACCCCAAACCCGGCCUUCCCCUUCCUCCUGCUGAUAUCAUAGGCAAAUAUCGAGGUCCGAUUGUCACUCCUGCACGUCCGCCAGCUCCGAAGUCCAAACCUCCGAAAGAAUUGGUGAACUUGCAUCACCAACUUGUGCCGGACAAGAAGGAAACAUUGAAGAUACCUAGGAAGGUUCCACAGAGGAUGGUCCAGCUGAACCAGGUUGGAUUGCCUAAAGAACGUCAGGAACCAAUCGUAAGGCCUAGGAGAAGCAGCGGGAGUAGCGUCAAAGAUCUCAUUUGA
Messenger RNA from Lentinula edodes (shiitake mushroom), 756 nucleotides. RefSeq lists its product as uncharacterized. The transcript is spliced from 3 exons. Lineage: Eukaryota; Fungi; Basidiomycota; Agaricomycetes; Agaricales; Omphalotaceae. The coding region runs from base 1 to 756 and encodes 251 amino acids. The record is from RefSeq and is a predicted model, not a curated record.